This is a messenger RNA of Dichotomopilus funicola, 1680 nucleotides long. RefSeq lists its product as uncharacterized. The record is from RefSeq and is a predicted model, not a curated record. Bases 1 to 1680 code for a protein of 559 amino acids. The transcript has 9 exons. NCBI's taxonomy places the organism in Eukaryota, Fungi, Ascomycota, Sordariomycetes, Sordariales, Chaetomiaceae. Gene Ontology annotation, cellular component: nucleus; cytosol; TTT Hsp90 cochaperone complex.
AUGUCGUGGUUCGACAAGAUCGCCAACGAUGCUUUGCGCCUCGAGACCUUGAGUGAAGUCAAGGCCUGUGAAGAACUUUCUCAAUUUAUUCCCAAGUCGUUCACUCUCAACGAGCUCGCUGAAGCUGCGAGGGGCUCUCUAAGCAGAUUGUGCGCAGGGAAACCAAAUAGAUCCUUAGCCACGUCCCAUCUCCUCACAUUACUUGCCUGUACACGGUGUCAAGGUCGCUUCCCUCCAAGGCCAUCCAUCGAGAACCGCAAUGCAGUGAGAGAGCUCGUACUUAACGUCACUAAGGUUGUCGCCCCUGUUGUUGCGGAGAAUAAGGGGCAAACGGGGGCUAGUGGACAUCCUGGAGCCCUCGCCGAGCGAUGCAGUUCAAGCUCCAUCCUUACUAGCAGCCCUAUCCAACUGGACGACCAAACCCUGUAUCUGCUUAUGGUUUACGCCGGCAGUUCCGACCAACGAAUAGUGGUACCUUCACAAGUCAAGGCAGCUGCAUCACGACUCCUAGCAAAGCAGUUCACUACCUCUACGGGCAAUGAUAACAACAACCGAGCCAAGGAGGAACCCCGCUCCAAAACUGCGUUCAUUACCGAGACCGUCCUGCAGUCCUAUCUACGCCCGCUCUUUUCUCGAUCCCGACCCGCAACCGUGACGGCAUCAGGGCGAAAGGCGGCCUAUCCGGAUCAGGAUGAUAGUGGUGCCGGUGGCCCACGACGGGGAGGAGCAAGUCUCUUGGAGGAAACGGCACAGACGAAGCCGUGGAAGUAUACAGAUUUCAGGGCUGUGCCGGUCCUUGGGUGGGCAGUUAAAGAGGCGGAUUCUCAUCUUCUGGCAACCCACUGGCCACUCUUUACCCCCUUUCUCCUCACCCUUGCCGACGAGCCCGCCUCAUCCCCGCUCCUCCGCGCGGGCCUGCUCAUGCUAUCCGAGUUCCUCGCCAAACUCCCCGCCGCCACACUUCACGCAACCGGCCUGGCGCAGGUCUUUGAAGAUGCCAUCUUCCCUACUCUGUCGGCUCUCCCAAGUCUGACCCCCGAGGAUGAGUCGAUGCUAGUGUUAGGGCCGGCGUACGGGGCGCUGUUACAGUUAGCGAGGAAGGUGGGGCAACCAACGAAUGAGAAUGGCGAUGGAGGGGUAUUGAAGAAGCAGCAUGCAUUGCUGGACAAGGUCUUGCGGGACGGUGUUUUUAUGGGUUAUUUCCACGCAAAAGAGCACGUCAGGAUCGUCGCGGAGCUGUGCUCGUGGACUGCAAGGAUCCUUAACGAGCUGGAAGUGCAUGCGGUCAAACAUCUCAAGGACCUCAUCCCCAUGCUGUCAGCGAUCUUAACCGACCCCUUCGGCCCUAGCGCACCAGAAACCCUUCUCGCCGCGGUCAAGGCGCUGCAGGCAGUCCUAACCAACUGCUGGCCGCGCAUCCUGGGCUCGCCGUGGCAGGAUGAAAUCAUCAACGCCUUAGUGCUGUGUUGGUUGCACGUUCUCGAACAGGAGGGUGAGGAGGACAAGGAAUUACGCCUCACGGCGAGGGCAGUGGCAGCUGUUUUGAAGACAGCCCGGAAACAAGUCGAUGGCGGAGAGGACGGGAAGGGAAAUGUCGAGACAGAUUUGGGUUCGUAUGUUGCGCCGCUAGUAGCCAAGGAUCCUCGGCUCACCGGGCUUUUUGGACCUCCUUCCAAGUAA